GGCCGUGGCGUGUGGGCGUGAUUAUGCCAAAGCGGCCGCGCGGGGCGAGGCGAGCAGCCUUUGAAACAGCAGAGCAGCUUCAUCAUCUUCCCCCGCGCGUCCACUCUUGCUUUGAAACCAAGGUUUAGCCGCGUGCAUGCAUGCAGCGCUACUGCGUCACUGCGUGCAUGCUAGCUUCUCCUCGGGGCAAAGCAAGGAAUCCAAGUGCGCAACCACCAACGUUACACUAGAGCAAAAGCACGGCCAAAACCACCAAAGUACCGGACGCACAAAUUAACCUAGCCGACACACCUCCCCGCGCGCAAUGGCGAGCACCGCCGCAGCCCCAGCCCCCGCGCAAACCAGCCGAACGAAGCCAAUCCCGGCCGCUCUCGUGCCCGCGGCGUUGGUGCUCGCCGUCGUCGUCGCCGUGCUCUCCCUGCUGCCCUCCGUGGCCCAGGCGGUGUGGGAGCUGCCACACUUCCUCCUCCUCGGCCUCGUCGUCACCUACGGCGUCUUCGCGCAGCAGAAGAACAACGGCGACGCCGCCGCCAAGGACGACGGCGCCCCCCGGGCGUGGAGCUCGCGGUACCGCCCCGACGACCCGCUCGUCGUGGUGGCGCCCGACCACGCGGCGGGCGACGACGGGGAGGACGGCGCGAGCGUGAGGCCGUUCUCCCUGCCGGUGCGGAGGCUGAAGCCCGUUGUCGAAGAGUCCGAGGCCGGCGGCGCUACCGACACCGACGGCGGCAUUGGCGAAGAGACGGACAGCUCUGCGUCCACCGCGGGAUUCUGGGCCGGCACGCCGCCCACCGCUCCUUCGCCGCCCUCUGUCCUCGACGCCUUCGACUCCACGCCGCCGUCCACCGUUUCCAAGGGGUUCCCGGGUUACGAUUCUCCGUCGCCUAAUGACCAGUCCUCGUGUAAUGAAGACGAGGAAGAGGAGGAGGAGGAGGAGGAGGGCACCGACUGGGACGAGGAUGCUGAUGGCUCGGAAGAGAUGACCGCCCCGUCGUCCUUCCCCGGCGACUUCGUUGCCUGCCGCAACCGCCGCUACGACGGCGCCGGCGACGGGGAUGGCGAGUCUGUCGAUGAGGAGCUUGUUGAGCUGGCGACGCAGGCGGCGCCGGCGUGCGGGGACGAGGUGGACAGGAAGGCCGACGAGUUCAUCGCCAAGUUCAGGGAGCAGAUCAGGCUGCAGAGGAGCCGGCCACGCGUGACAUAGGCAUGCGCUGCAUGCAUGCUUCGUUCCAUUGCGGAUGACGUGCUUGUGAUUCGUCAACUUCUGAUUAUCAUUUUUCUUCUGUAACGCCAUGAUGUCUUCAUGUAUCAUUUUCUUCUCUCUUUUAGUGCCCUGAUCGAUGCCGUCAUAUAUUAGAGGCUGGAAAGAAGAUGUGAAUGAAUGGAAACCAGUGUUCA
Molecule: messenger RNA, 1398 nt
Organism: Lolium perenne
Lineage: Eukaryota; Viridiplantae; Streptophyta; Magnoliopsida; Poales; Poaceae
Source: RefSeq, a predicted model, not a curated record